ACAUUAAGUGUCACUGACCUAUUUCCAAACACAACACUGUUUCUCACUUCACUCACUGCACUGCUUUCACCUCCGUACGGUGUUUCCCUUCCCCGUUCGUGGCUUCAUCUGCUUCGUUAAUAUUACGCCGACGCCAUUGGUCUUUUUGCUUCUAUAGGAGAUAAUGGAAAGAUUUUUUAAGAAGAAAUUACCUUUGAAGAGGAAAUUAUCAUCAAAUGAGCAACAAUCUAAUUCUCAAGAGCAACUAAUUGAAGUUAAUUUAGAAGAGUUGCCAUUAGAUCCUGGAAAGAGGAUUAAAAUAUCGGCAUAUCAUCCGAAUGAUCAAGAUAGGGUACGAAAAACAUAUCUACAAAGAGGACCAUUCCAGCCUACAAAACACACUUUUCCGCAAAGAAAAAUUGGAAGUUCUUUAAGGAGAUUUUGCCCGUCUUGGUUUAUUGAGUUUGGCAAUUGGUUAGAGUAUAGUAUAGAAAAAGAUGCUGCGUUUUGUUUUUGUUGUUAUCUUUUUAGGCCUGAUUCUGGAAAACAUUCAGGUAGUGACUCAUUUGUGACUGAGGGAUUCUCAAAUUGGAAAAAGAAAGAAAGACUUUCAUCUCAUGUUGGAGGUCAUAAUAGUGCUCAUAGCAUUGCUUGGAAGAAGUGUCAAGAUUUUAUGAAACAAAAUCAACAUAUUGAAGUUGCAAUAUCUAAGCAAUUUGAGCAAGUUCGUGAUUCAUCUCCAAGGCAUUUAGUAACUACAAUUGAUUGUAUUCGCUUUAUAUUAAAGCAAGGAUUAGUUUUUUGUGAUCAUGAUGAAUCGACCAAUUCUUCUUGUCAAAGUUAUUUCCUUGGACUUCUUGAACUCCUUUCUGAACCCAAAGAAUCAAGAAGUCUUGUUGUCAUGGAAAAUGCUCCUGAAAGUCAUCAAUUGAUUACUCCAGCAAUCCAAAAGGAUAUAGUUAAUGUUGUUGCAUUGGAAACCACUAAGGCUAUUAUUAGUGAUAUUGGCGAUGAAUUAUUUGUUAUUCUUGUUGGUGAAGCUCGUGACAUAUCAAAUAAGGAGCAAAUGGUUGUUGUUUUGCGUUAUGUUAACAAAAAUGGAAGUAUUGUUGAACGCUUUCUAGGUAUUUUUGAUGUUAAAGAUAGAACAUCUUUAUCAUUCAAAAAGCAAAUUGAUGAAUUGUUUUGCAAACAUGGGCUUAGUAUAUCAAGAGUUCGUGGACAAGGUUACGAUGGUGCUAGCAACAUGCAAGAGGAAUUUUCUGGCCUCAAAAGUUUGAUUUUAGAGGAGAAUCCAUAUGCUUUUUAUGUACAUUGUUUUGCUCAUCAAUUACAACUUACUUUAGUUGCUAUUGCCAAAGAUCACAUUCAAGUUGCCUCUUUUUUCAAUUCGGUGUCCAUUUUAUUUAAUGUUGUUGGGGGAUCAUGCAAACAACAUGAUGUGCUUCGUGAAAAACAAAUAGUCAAUGUUAGAGAGGCAUUGGAAAAAGGAGAAACUCUUAGUGGACAAGGUUUGGAUCAAGAUAUUAGUCUCAAACAAGUUGUCGAUACUAGUGGGAAUUCACAAUAUGAAACUUUGAUCAAUUUGAUAACGAUGUAUUCUUCUAUAAUAGAUGUUCUUGAAAUUAUGGAAGAAGAUGGAUAUAAUCCAGAUCAUAGAGCUGGAGCCUAUCGUCUUUUAUUUUCGUUUAAGGAGUUUGAUUUUGCAUUCAUAUUACAUAUGAUGAAAAAUGUCUUGGGCAUUUCAAAUGAAUUGUCACAAGCAUUGCAAAGAAAAGAUCAAGACAUCACUGAAGCUAUGAACUUGGUUAACAUCACAAAGCAACGAUUACAAAUUAUGAGGAAUGAUGGAUGGGAGUCUUUAUUGCAAGAAGUAAUUUUAUUUUGUAAUAUGCAUGCCAUUAAUAUUCCUCAUAUGGAAGAUAUAUUUUGUUCCAAGGAGAAGUCACGACACGGAAACAAAGCUCAAGUUAUCACAAUAGAGCAUCAUUAUCGUGUUGAGUUAUUUUAUACUGUCGUGGACAUGCAGCUUCGGGAACUGAAUGAUCGUUUCACUACGACAAAUACUCAGUUGCUCCUUUCUAUAACAUGUUUGAGUCCAACCAAAUUGUUCUCUAAUUUUGAUAAGACAAGGCUGAUCGAAUUUGCAAAUUUUUAUCCAUGUGAGUUUUCUCCAACUGAUUUAGUGAUGCUUGAUAAUCAGCUUGAGACUUACAUCAAUGAUGUGCGUAAUGAUGUUGAAUUUGCCUCUUUGAAAGGUAUCAAUGAUCUUUCAGAGAAGUUGGUUGAAACUGGAAGACAUAUUGUUUAUCCAUUAGUAUAUCUUCUUCUGAAGUUGGCUAUGAUUUUGCCAGUUGCCACAGCAACCAUUGAAAGAGCUUUUUCUGCUAUGAAGUUUGUGAACAACAUGUUGCAUAAUCAAAUAGGGGAUGAAUGGAUGAAUGAUUGUCUAGUGACUUAUAUUGAGCAAGACAUGCUCAACAACAUUGAUAAUGAAUUGAUCAUUGAACGGUUUCAAAAUAUGAAAUUGCAUAAAGAACAAUUAUAAGGUACCUUUGUUAUUUAUUUGAUUAGAUAUAUUAAAAAAAAAAAGUAAGCUCAUAAUUCAGAUCAUUGUGAAGAACACUACAAGCUAAAAAGGAGCAACCACAAGUAUUGAAUAGUAAGCUCAUUGCAACUUUCAGGAGAAUCUAGUCUUCCCAAAAAGAAGCCAAUAUUGAACACAUUUUUCAUCAGUAGUCACUAUGUUCAUUAGUCUGAUCAUUUGAAGUUCAUUGCUAUACUAAAUAGAAGCAACAAUUUAAAGGGUCGUGAGUCAAUCUUACAUAUAUGAUUUUCUAAAUUAUGUUCAUGUAACAGUUGGAAUACCUUUCUUUUGUUUGGGUUAUCCCUUUAGUGAUAAUCACUUUUUGGUUCUGAUGAGUUUUGUUCACUCUUCUUGAAUGAAAUUACUUGUGGUGCCUUUUUACAAGCUCAAA
Messenger RNA from Cicer arietinum (chickpea), 2957 nucleotides. RefSeq lists its product as uncharacterized. The record is from RefSeq and is a predicted model, not a curated record. Gene Ontology annotation, molecular function: protein dimerization activity. NCBI's taxonomy places the organism in Eukaryota, Viridiplantae, Streptophyta, Magnoliopsida, Fabales, Fabaceae.